Equus quagga is the source of this 2219-nucleotide messenger RNA. Its product is annotated as olfactory receptor 4P4-like. Lineage: Eukaryota; Metazoa; Chordata; Mammalia; Perissodactyla; Equidae. The transcript has 2 exons. Gene Ontology annotation, molecular function: olfactory receptor activity; G protein-coupled receptor activity. The record is from RefSeq and is a predicted model, not a curated record. Gene Ontology annotation, cellular component: membrane. Gene Ontology annotation, biological process: G protein-coupled receptor signaling pathway. The coding region runs from base 263 to 1192 and encodes 309 amino acids.
UUCCCUGGAGGUCAUUCCAGCAGAGAAAUUUCCAAGGCACAUGAAGCAAAGUCGUGUCAGUGAGCCAAUUCUUCAGGGAGUCACCUCAAAAUUCAAAACACACAAUUACACUUCUUUGAGAUGAGGUCAACAUUGUUCACUCUGGCACCAGCAAGCUACAUGAGGAAUGUGCGCCAUCAUUCUCACUGCUGACACUGAGCUGGGAAUUGGGAAAUGGUAGGUGAAUUGAGUUUGUUGCAUACUCCGAACUCAAUGCAGCCUCAUGGAAAAUCAGAACAAUGUCACAGAAUUAGCUUUCAUGGAGCUUUGGGGAAACAAGCAAAUAGAGCUACUGUUCUUUUUCUUGUUCCUGCUCUGUUACCUGGCCGUCUUAAUGGGGAACUUCAUCAUCUUACUCACAAUCACCUGCAGCCAUCUUAUCCAACUACCAAUGUACUACUUUCUCUGCCACCUUUCCCUCAUGGACCUCUGCUACACCUCCACUGUGGUCCCUCGGCUAAUCAGGGACUUAGCUGCAGCAAGAAAAAAUAUUUCAUAUAACAGCUGUAUGACCCAGCUCUUCACUUUCCACUUGCUGGCAAGUGUGGAGACAUUCAUCUUGGUGUCCAUGGCCUUUGAUUGCUAUGUUGCCAUUGUCAAGCCCCUGCGCUACAUGGUCAUCAUGAACUGGCAGAGGUGUAACAUGCUGAUCAUUAUGGCCUGGGUUGUGGGGUUUUGGCACUCUCUUGCUUUACUGCUUGUGGUACUCAAUUUACAUUUCUGUGGUGCUAAUCAGAUAAAUCACUACAUAUGUGAUGUGAAACCUCUUUUGAAGCUGGGGUGCAAAGAUACUCAUGUUUUUAGUAUCUUAGUGAUUGUUAAUUUAGGAAUCGUGGUGGUUGUUAUUUUUCUUGUCCUAGUAGCUUCUUACAUACUCAUAUUGUAUAAUCUUAAGACAUGCUCAUCUGCAGGACGGCGCAAAGCUCUCUCAACCUGUAGCUCUCACGUAAUGGUUGUAGUUUUAUUCUUUGUGCCCUGUAUCUAUACUUAUGCUCUACCUGUAGGGAGUGAGAACCAAGAUAAGGAAAUCUCCAUGUUUUACACUGUGAUUGCCCCCAUGCUUAAUCCUCUCAUCUACACUCUGAGAAAUGUGGAGAUGAAAAUCACCAUGUGCAAGGUUUGGUCUCAAAUGACACAUUCAGAAUUCAAGUAAAUAAGGUGACGUUCAUUGUGCUUUCAACCCUGUGUCCCAAGAGCAUUUAUCAUUUGAGAUGUUAUAGAAAGCACACCCACUUUCUUUGAGGAGUUGGACCAAAUGAUCUCUGACAAGAUAUGACCAAAGGAAACACGUUAUUUUGAGAACGCAACCAAUUCUAGGUGUGACUACCUGGAGUUGAGUAAUUCAGAAGUGCCCUUCUAAAACACAUCUCUGAUCAUAUCACUGCCCUUUCCAAAAAUUGAUAUGGAAUCCUACUUUCCUUGGAAUAAAAUCUAACCUUCUCACUUGUUUAUCAGAAUCUUACAAAACUGGUCUGAGUCUGACAUGCUAGUCUUAAAAGUCACUGCACCUGAAGAAAGUGUGGUGUUCCAGCGACAGGCUUUGGAGUCAGGGACACUUGGGUGACUACUGACUCUGUAAGGUUUUAUCUCUGUGUCUUGGCAAUUUGCUUUAAUUAUAUGAGUCUCUGUUUUUUAAAUAUCUAUAAAAUGUGGUAAUGUUGUACUUCAUAAUGAUGUAAUAUUACUUUGGCUAAUAAAGGUGAAGUUUCUGCACAGUACUAAGUUUUAGUUUGGGAAACUCAUGUUAGGUCAUUUUCCUCUUUCCUUUCCUUUCUUCUUCUGUUUCCCUUUGCUUGGAUGCUUUCAUCCAGCUACAAUGGACCCCUCUACACUCUCCAAACAUCCUCUAAAAUCUCUCACCUCUAUGGCUUUAUUUCUGUUGUCUCCCUACAUAUAAUGCCCCCACACCUAUGCUUUAGUGUCCAUGCCUUACAUAUAAUUCACACCCCUGAUGGUUCCUUAUUCAGGGAGACUUUGCAGAUCCAUAAACAGACCAAAAGUAUUUCCAAUUUCUGCCCUGAUUUUUUACUGCAAUUCAGCUGUACAUUCACUCUAUUUUAAAUAACGCUUUGCCCUAUAAGAGUGUUUCUUCUUAUGAAUUGUGUUUUUACAAUUUGACAGAGACAGAUUAUGUGCUGUAUCUUUAUUUUCCUUUGUAUCUCUUUUUCCUAUCAGCACAA